Dermacentor albipictus is the source of this 1252-nucleotide messenger RNA. RefSeq lists its product as uncharacterized. The record is from RefSeq and is a predicted model, not a curated record. NCBI's taxonomy places the organism in Eukaryota, Metazoa, Arthropoda, Arachnida, Ixodida, Ixodidae.
UUGCCACCACCGAAAGACGGGGCUAUUCUAGUACACUAUAGACGGGGCUGCUGGAAUUUCUAACAUCUCGCCCGCCUGCCUCGGCCACACUCCUCACGUGACGUCGGUGACGUCAGCGCACCCUGAGAAAGCAUUUCCAAGCGGGCGCCCAGAACACGUGUGCGAGCACGCCUGACGGGCUGCUGAAAGGCAGCGUUCGCUACAGCCAUGAAUCUGGGAACGUGUUUCGUCGUACUCCUGCUGCUCGUGGUGGGCUCCAGCGGCCAGGACCACUUCCCGGGAAGCUCUCCGCUCUCCUGGCUUCGGAACCGCGUGUUCGGGUCGAAGCAGAACGAACAACGGUUCAUCAACCGCGUGGCCGCCGCUACGCAGAGCCUGGCCGCCCUGAUGAACGACCCCGUCGUGGUCGCCGAACUGAACAGAUACUACGGACUGCUGCUUCGUAACCCCGACGUCAACAACAUCGUGGACUCCGUACGACACUCGACCACACGACCGGCAACGCGACGCAUCUCUGCCGCACCACCGGGAAUGCCGCCACCACCGACGUCCACUCUGACCUCGUGGACAACGGGCGAACCGGAGUCGCCGACGACCACGGCCAUACCGACGACCACCGCUCGUCCCGUGAGCCCCAGUUCAGGAGACAAGGCCGCGGUCCAGUCGAAGGAACCCGGCAGCCUCGUGAGCAGAGUGAACGGAGUCGAGUACCGCUUCUACUUCGACCCGAAGCUGGUGGUUCGGCCGCCCGACGGACCGAGCGCCCGGGCCCGGGUCCGCCGGCACUUGAACCUCGUGCGGCUCAACGACGUGGAGAACUGCAUGUCGUUCCUGAUCUGCGAGAUGUCCCGGUACCCGCUGCGUUACGGACCGCUGGGCGUCAAGGUGGAUCGCUUCUUCAGGUAUCCCAUGUGGGACACGGGCUCCUCGGCCGCACACUACGCCGCCAUGGCCCGACACGGCCGCCGCGACGGGGGCUGUCGCGGCCGCAUCUCCUCCUGCCGGCACCCGAUCGGGCCGCUGUUCCGACGGCGCUACAGCUUCCGGUACGGACACUUUUGAGCGGCGCCGAGCGUGAGGAGCACGUUGCUUCAUUGCGUCCGAAGGACGUAUAGGGCCUACCGGCAACUUCACUCGCAGCGAUCACUUCAUCACACCACAGUAGGGAUGAGUCCAUGUGCCUUUCAUAUGGAAACGGAGCGUGUGGUUUCUUCACUUGCGCGCAAUAAAUGCAAGGAGCUCGCACUCCCAA